AGGAGCAAGGUCCGGAGUCAAAGCUGGCCCUGACCCUGGGCUGACCAGAAGGGUGCAGACAGAGCAGCGAUUCGGACCCCUUUUGGACCCUCCAACCAUGAGGCUCCUCUGGGGGCUUCUCUGGGGGUUCGGCUUCUUUGCCUCAUCUCUGCAGAAGCCCAGGCUGCUCCUGUUCUCUCCCUCUGUGGUCAAUCUGGGGGUGCCCCUAUCAGUGGGGGUACAGCUGCAGGAUGCCCCCGCAGGACAGGUAGUGAGAGGAUCUGUGUUUCUGAGAAAUCCAAGCCAGAAUAACAACCUCUGUUCCCCCAAAAAGGACUUCACUCUCUCUUCACAAAGAGACUUCGAGCUCCUCAGCCUCCAGGUUCCCCGGAGACUUGCAAAGACCUGUGGCCUCUUCAGCCUGCGCAGAAGCCCUGAGGUCCAGCUGGUGGCCCAGUCACCUUGGCUGAAGGGUGCUUUGGCCAAAGAGACAGAUAUUCAGGGUGUCAACCUGCUCUUCUCCUCUCGCCGGGGCCACUUUUUCGUGCAGACUGACCAGCCCGUGUACAACCCUGGCCAGCGGGUUCGGUACCGGGUCUUUGCUCUGGACCAGAAGAUGCGGCCGUCCACUGACAACCUCCUGGUCAUGGUGGAGAACUCCCACGGCCUCCGUGUGCGGAAGAAGGAGACGCACGCUCCCUCCUCCAUCUUCCAGGACGACUUCACGAUUCCGGACAUCGCCGAGCCGGGGACCUGGAAGAUCUCAGCCCAGUUCUCAGACAGCCUGCAAACCAACAGCAGCACCACGUUUGAGGUGAAGCAGUACGUCCUUCCCAACUUCCAGGUGAAGCUCACCCCUGGGAAGCCCUACAUCCUGGCCACACCCGACUACCUCGGUGAGAUCCAGCUGGACAUUGAGGCCAGCCUCCAGCUGGUGGACGGCCGCAGCCUUGUUUCCCUCUCGAGCGCCGAGCUCCGGGGUGCCCUGGAGAAGCUGAAUGUCAGUGUUCCUGACCUGCAGGGAUGGUGCCUCUAUGUGGCGGCAGCCAUCGUCGAGUCUCCAGGCGGGGAGAUGGAAGAGGCGGAGCUCACAUCCUGGUGUUUUGUACCAUCUGCCUACUCCUUGGAUCUUAGCAACACCAAGCGCCACCUGAUUCCCGGGGCUCCCUUCCUGCUGCAGGUGCUGGUCAGAGAAGUGUCAGGCUCCCAAGCCUCUGACAUUCCUGUCAAAGUCUCUGCCACAACUUCUGAGUCUGUUUCUAACGUCAAAGAGGUUAAAUUAAACACAGAUAGGAUGGGCCAGGUCAACAUUCCCAUCGAUGUCCCACGGAACGCUGCAGAACUUAAGCUCUUGGUAUCCGUGGGUUCCCAUUAUCCAGCCGUAGCCAGGCUCACCGUGCGAGCGCCAGCCUCGGGAAGCUCUGGCUUUCUGUCUAUUGAGCGGCCAGAUCCUCGGCCCCCGAGAGUCGGGGAGACUGUCGUCCUGAACCUCCGGACCGUGGGCCUCAGUGGGGCCACCUUCUCUCAUUACUACUACAUGAUCCUGUCCCGGGGCGAGAUCGUGUCUGUGGGUCGAGAGCUCAGGACCAUGCUGACCUCCGUCUCAGUGUUGGUGGACCACCGCCUGACGCCCUCCUUCUACUUCGUGGCCUUCUACUAUCAUCAGGGGCGCCCCGUGGCCAACUCCUUGCGCGUGAACAUCGAGGCUGGGGCCUGUGAGGGCAAGCUGGAGCUGCACCUGGAUGACCCCAAGGAGUAUCGCAACGGGGACAAUGUGAAGCUCCAGCUGCGCACGGAUUCUGUAGCCCUGGUGGCCCUGGGCGCGGUGGACACGGCGCUGUACGCUGUGGGAAGCAAGACCCACAGACCCCUGGACAUGCACAAGGUCUUUGAAGUCAUGAACAGCUACAACCUGGGCUGUGGCCCUGGAGGUGGGGACAGUGCCCUUCAGGUGUUCACGGCCGCGGGCCUGGCCUUUUCUGACGGAGACCUGCUGACCUCAGUCAGAGAGACUCUGAGCUGUCCCAAGGAAAAGAAAACCAGGAAAAAGAGAAACGUGGACUUCCAGAAGGCAGUCAGUGAGAAGUUGGGCCAGUUUGCUUCCCCAGCGGCCAGGCGCUGCUGCCAGGAUGGGCUGACACGGCUGCCCAUGGUGCGCUCCUGUGAGCAGCGGGCGGCGCGUGUGCCCGAGCCAGCCUGCCGGGAGCCCUUCCUGUCCUGCUGCCAGUUUGCCGAGACCCUGCGCAAGAAGAACCGGGGCGAGAGCCAGGCAGGCCUCGCACGAGCCCUGAAGAUCCUGCAGGAGGAGGAGCUGAUGGAGGAGGACAACAUCCUUGUGCGCAGCUUUUUCCCGGAGAACUGGCUCUGGAGGGUGCUGACAGUGGACCGCUCACACACGCUGCCGGUGUGGCUCCCCGAUUCUAUGACCACGUGGGAGAUCCAUGGCGUGAGCCUGUCCCAGAGCCAGGGGCUGUGUGUAGCGGCGCCUCUCCGCCUCCCGGUGUUCCGUGAGUUCCACCUGCACCUCCGCCUGCCCGCCUCCGUCCGCCGCUUUGAGCAGCUGGAGCUGCGGCCCAUCCUCUACAACUACUUGGAGAGGAACCUGACUAUGAGUGUCCAUGUUGCCCCCGUGGAGGGGCUGUGCCUGGCGGGGGGCGGAGGGCUGGCCCAGCAGGUGCUGGUGCCGGCAGGUUCUGCUCGGCCUGUGUCCUUCUUCGCGGUGCCCACCGCCGCAGCUUCUGUGUCCCUGAAGGUGGUGGCCCGAGGGACCUUUGAGUAUCCUGUGGGGGAUGCGGUGUCCAAGGUUCUGCAAGUUGAGAAGGAAGGGGCCAUUCACAAGGAGGAACUCAUCUAUGAGCUCAACCCCCUGGACCACCGGGCCCGGACUUUGGAGAUUCCUGGCAGCUCUGACCCUAACAUGAUCCCCGAUGGAGACUCGAGCAGCUUCGUCAGGGUCACAGCCUCAAAUCCCCUGGACACCCUGGGCUCCGAGGGGGCCUUGUCCCCUGGGGGCAUAGCCUCUCGCCUGCAGCUUCCUCAGGGCUGCGGGGAACAAACCAUGACCCUCUUGGCUCCGACACUGGCCGCCUCGCGCUACCUGGACAGGACGGAGCAGUGGAGCAAACUGCCCCCCGAGACCAAGGACCGGGCUGUGGAUCUGAUCCAAAAAGGCUACAUGCGCAUCCAGCAGUACCGGAAGAAGGACGGCUCCUAUGCGGCCUGGUUAACCCGGGACAGCAGCACCUGGCUCACAGCCUUCGUGCUGAAGGUUCUGAGUCUGGCCCAGGAGCAGGUGGGCGGCUCACUGGAGAAGCUGCAGGAGACAGCAGCAUGGCUGCUAGGCCAGCAGCUGGAGGACGGCUCGUUCCAUGACCCCUGUCCGGUUUUGCACAGAGGCAUGCAGGGGGGCUUGGUGGGAAGCGACGAGACAGUGGCCCUCACCGCCUUCGUGGUCAUCGCCCUUCAGCAUGGGCUGGCUGCCUUCCCAGACCCGGGUGCAGAGGCGCUGAAGCAGAGCGUGGAAGCCUCCAUCUCAAAGGCCAACUCCUUCUUGGGAAGUAAAGCAAGUGCUGGGCUCCUCGGAGCCCACGCAGCCGCCAUCACGGCCUACGCCCUGACGCUGACCAAGGCCUCCCAGGACUUGCAGGAAGUUGCUCACAACAACCUCAUGGUCAUGGCCCAGGAGAUUGGUGAUAAACUCUACUGGGGCUUGGUCACCACCUCUCAGAGCAAUGUUGUUUCGCCCACCCCGGGUCCUCUCAGCCCAACAGACCCUGUGCCCCAGGCCCCAGCCCUGUGGAUCGAGACCACAGCCUAUGGCCUGCUGCACCUGCUGCUCCGGGAGGGCAAGGCGGAGCUGGCCGAGCAGGCUGCAAACUGGCUCACUCAUCAGGGGAGCUUUCAGGGGGCCUUCCGUAGCACACAGGACACGGUGAUGGCCCUGGAUGCUCUGUCUGCGUACUGGAUCGCUGCCCACACCGUGGAGGACAAGGUGCUCAAUGUGACCCUCAGCUCCAUGGGCCGAAGUGGCUUCAAGUCCCACGUAUUGCAGCUGAACAACCAUCAAAUUAAGGGCCUGGAGGAGGAGCUGCAGUUCUCCCUGAGCAGCAAGAUCACUGUGAAGGUGGGAGGGAACAGCAAAGGAACCCUGAAGGUCCUUCGUACCUACAACAUCCUGAGUAUGAAGAACACGACGACCUGCCAGGACCUCCAGAUGGAGGUGACCGUCAUGGGCUUCGUGGAGUACACGAGGGAAGCGAACUCGGACUACGACGAGGACUAUGAGUAUGACGAGUUUCCGGCCGGGGACGACCCAGCUGCCUACUCGCGGCCUGUGACGCCCCUGCAGCUGUUUGAGGGACGGAGGAACCGCCGCAGGAGGGAGGCCCCCAAGGUGGCGCAGGAGCAGGAGUCCAAAGUGCAGUACACCGUGUGCAUCUGGCGGCGGGGCCAGGUGGGGCUGUCCGGCAUGGCCAUCGCGGACAUCACCCUCCUGAGCGGGUUCAGCGCCCUGCAGUCUGACCUGGAGAAGCUUACCUCCCUCUCUGACCGCUACGUGAGCCACUUUGAGACCGAGGGGCCCCGAGUCCUGCUUUACUUCGACUCGGUGCCCACCUACCGGGAGUGCGUGGGCUUUGGAGCCGUGCAGGAGGUGGCCGUGGGGCUGGUGCAGCCGGCCAGUGCCGUGGUGUACGACUACUACAGCCCCGAGCGCAGGUGCACCGUGUUUUACGGGGCACCGAGCAAGAGCAAGCUGCUGUCUACGCUGUGCUCCGGUGACGUCUGCCAGUGCGCUGAGGGGAAGUGCCCACGACAGCGCCGUGCCCUGGAGCGAGGGCUGCAGGACGAGGAUGGCUACAGGAUGAAGUUUGCCUGUUACCACCCCCGCGUGGAGUACGGCUUCCAGGUCCAGGUGCUCCGAGAAGACAGCAGAGCUGCCUUCCGCCUCUUUGAGACCAGGAUCACCCAAGUGCUGCACUUCACCAGGGAUGCCAAGGCCGCUGCUGGUCAGACCCGCAACUUCCUGGUGCGAGACUCCUGCCGCCUUCGCUUGGAGCCCAACAGGGAAUACUUGAUCAUGGGCUUGGACGGGGCCACCUUUGACCUCAAGGGAGACCCCCAGUACCUGCUGGACUCCAACAACUGGAUCGAGGAGAUGCCCUCGGAGCGGCUGUGCCGGAGUACCCGCCAGCGCGCAGCCUGUGCCCAGCUCCAGGACUUCAUCCAGGAGUACAGCACCCAGGGGUGCCAAGUGUGAGGGCGCGUGUCGCCUCACGGGGCGGGGGGCUGAGCCGGGCGAGGUGCCUGGUGGGUUGGGGGUGCAAUAAAGCCUUU
Messenger RNA from Fukomys damarensis (Damara mole-rat), 5313 nucleotides. RefSeq names its product complement C4-A-like. The coding region runs from base 98 to 5236 and encodes 1712 amino acids. Gene Ontology annotation, molecular function: endopeptidase inhibitor activity; protein binding. The record is from RefSeq and is a predicted model, not a curated record. Gene Ontology annotation, biological process: inflammatory response; complement activation. The transcript is spliced from 40 exons. Lineage: Eukaryota; Metazoa; Chordata; Mammalia; Rodentia; Bathyergidae. Gene Ontology annotation, cellular component: extracellular region.